This is a messenger RNA of Paramecium tetraurelia, 1302 nucleotides long. RefSeq lists its product as uncharacterized. Gene Ontology annotation, molecular function: protein binding. NCBI's taxonomy places the organism in Eukaryota, Ciliophora, Oligohymenophorea, Peniculida, Parameciidae. The transcript has 3 exons. The record is from RefSeq and is a predicted model, not a curated record.
AUGUAUUAAGUAUUGGGAGGUGACUCAGAAUACUCUGAAAAUAAUAUAGAACAAUAUGAUGAAGAUUAGGACUAAGGGGAUGGCUAAGAUGACAUGGGAGGAUAACAAUAUUAUGAUGAUGAAGACCAAGAUAUGUAACCGUAAGAAGAGUAUUAGGAAUAUCAACCAGAGGAACAAUAGGAUGAAUAAUAAAGUAACAUUUUAUAAUAAGGAGGCUUCAAAUAUUAACCAUUUGAUUAAAGAAAAUGGCAAUGGGCAGAACCUUUGAUAGAGGGAGUUCCUCCAUGUGCUCGAGGUGGUCAUUCAGCAACUCUGAGCGGAGCUUCGAUUAUAUUGUUUGGAGGACAUUAUUAUGCCAAUAAAGAUGAAGGAUAUAAAUACUUAAAUGACACAUAUCAGAUGGAUGUGAAUGCAAACAGAUGGUUUAAAGCCAAAGUUUAAGGUACUCCGCCUGCUCCUAGAUAUGCUCAUUCUGCAGUUUUGGCAGGACAAAGGAUAAUUAUAUUUGGUGGAAAGGGAGAGAAAUGUGUGUUUAGAGAUUUACAUGCACUUGAUCCAUUGACAUUAACUUGGUAUUAAGGACCUGAAGGUUCUGGUUCUCCAAGUGCUAGGUUUGCUCAUUCUGCAACUUUGUACGCUUCAACCAAAAUGAUAAUAUUCGGAGGGUGGAAUGGGAUAGAUUAUUUUAACGAUCUUUAUGUCCUAGACUUAGAAGUUAUGGCUUGGUCUCAACCACCCUGCACAGGGCCUUCUCCCACUCCUCGUUAAGGACACACAGCUAUAUAGGUGGGAGCCAAUUUAAUCAUACAAGGAGGUUUCUAUUAUUAGGAGGAUAAAACUCUUAAGACAUUACAUAAGACAGCCAAUCCGAGACAUGGAUCACAUCUAAGAGGCUGCUAUUUAAAUGAUAUUAGAAUUCUCGAUACUGAACACUUUGCAUGGAGUAGGUUAAGAGUAAGUGGAACUCCCCCUGCUCCAAGAUAUGGACAUUCAGCCAAUGUGAGUGGAGCUGAUAUCGUAGUGUUUGGAGGGUGGUCUUUGAAUUCAGGAGCUAGAAGUGAAAAUAAUUUUGCCACUCCUCCAGAUAUUGAUUACUUGAUUGUAUUGAACACGGAGAAGAUGUGUUGGGAAAAAGCCAAGUAUGAAGGCAAUGCUCCCAGGAAUAGAUAUGGUCAUACAGCCACAUCCAUAGGUCCACACAUUUUGAUUUUUGGAGGUUGGGAAUACAACAGAGCCACGAAUCAGGUAGUUGUAUUAAGGGAUCUAAAUGUUGGAUAAUAAUAGUAGGAGAAGAAAAAAUGA